Molecule: messenger RNA, 1312 nt
Organism: Lycium ferocissimum
Lineage: Eukaryota; Viridiplantae; Streptophyta; Magnoliopsida; Solanales; Solanaceae
Product: F-box protein CPR1-like
Exons: 1
Coding region: 113-1213 (366 amino acids)
Molecular function (GO): protein binding
Source: RefSeq, a predicted model, not a curated record
UUUUUAUUACUAUUUGUGCUUGCUUUUCAUAUAUAUGUAUAUUGUGAGCCCGAAAGAUUUAACAUCUUCCAUUAGUGAACUACUAAAGCACUUUCCUUGUCCUAUCUAGGCCAUGGGAGUCCAAUUCCGGGAGGACAUACUUAUGGAGAUCCUCAGCAGGUUACCCGUGCGGUAUCUUGUUCGAUUCAAAUGUGUUUCGAAAUUGUGGAAGGCAUUAAUCUCUGAUCCUUACUUUAUAAAGAAGCAUCUCAAUCAGGCCAAGAAUGAUCCACGUUCUCAAAAACUUCUUAUUUCCCAAUAUUGCCCUAAGUAUGCUAUAUGUUCCUUGUAUUGUUGUCCUUUAUCGUCGGUUCAACUGGUUGAGAAUGAACAAGAAUAUGAUUGGCCUUCAAACUCUAGAAUCAUAAUCUAUUGUUGUUGCACCGGCUUGGCUGUUAUCGGCGUUGUUGAUCAAAUUAGGCGUACAGUCAGACUUAUGCUGUGGAACCCCUCCACAGGAGAAUCAAUAGUACUUCCUGAUCCAGAAUUUCCACCAGUGCACGAACAUCGUUUGGGAUUGGGUUAUGACUCAGCUAGUGGUGACUAUAAGAUCCUAAAACUUCGUGAUGGCAGAGGUGAUAUUGAAGAACCUGGUGAAAUUCUCGCAUUGAAAGCUGGUUCCUGGAGAAAUAUUGAUAAAAUUCCUCGUGGAAGUAGCAGUCAACUGGCUGCUAUGGGUUCCGGUCUGGCAUUUUUAAAUGAUGCAUUUCAUUGGAUAUGUACGUCUAGAAAUUAUUUUCAGCUUCUUCCAAGAACUUAUUCUCUGGUUUCAUUUAGUAUUUCAAAUGAAGUGUACGGGGAGAUACCGUUGCCAGAGGAAGUAUUAGACUUGAAGGGCAAUCCCUUUAUUGGCGUUUCCGUAGUGGACGGAAUGCUUUGUGUUCAUUCUAAUUAUGGUAAUCCGUGGAAGCGCGUUUUUAAGUUAUGGGUAUUGAAAGACUAUGGUGUCAAGGAAUCUUGGAAUGCAUUGUUUAGUAUAGAAGAUCCGCAACUUGUUUUUGCCGUACCGAAAUAUAGGUUUGCUGAAGGUGAAAUGCUAUACUGGAGCUUGUAUAUUCAGAAUGAUGGGGUGUAUUCCUUUAGGACAUCCAGAGGAUCAUUUCGAUCACGUGAUUCCAUUCAGGAGGGAUGUGCUUUUACAGAAGGCUUGAUCCCUCCAAAAUCACUUAUUUAGUGUUUGCUUAUGUAAGAUCGAGGAACUGCUUUCUUUUUCCUGUUACCAUGUCACAACCUUUUACUCUUAUUUUUUUAUUGCCGAGGGUCUAUUGGAAAC